Messenger RNA from Meloidogyne enterolobii, 219 nucleotides. The record is from the annotation of a GenBank genome assembly. Lineage: Eukaryota; Metazoa; Nematoda; Chromadorea; Rhabditida; Meloidogynidae.
AUGUCAAAAAAUUCCUCAGUAACAUACAAAGUGAACAACACUUUAAACUUAAGAGGGAAAAGCCUUGUUGAACAAAAAGAGGAAAUAGUUUAUGCCAAUUUGGCACUUGAACGUUCUCGACUUUUUCUGCUUUGCUUUUUCAGCCAGCUGCCUUAUUUGUUAGCCAAUGCAAGAUACCCAAUUUCAAGGAUUACUGGUAGACUUUUCAUUAAUAUUUAG